This is a messenger RNA of Punica granatum (pomegranate), 1014 nucleotides long. Lineage: Eukaryota; Viridiplantae; Streptophyta; Magnoliopsida; Myrtales; Lythraceae. The record is from RefSeq and is a predicted model, not a curated record.
AGAAGAAUUUUGCUUAGUGUCAAACCCUUCUCCUUCCCAGGAAAUUAGAUCACUUUGCCCUAAGCUCCAUCUUUCUUUGCAAAUUAAGUUGGGAGUGAGAAUGUCAGUCUCAGGAAUCCAAGGGCUGCCCCUCGAAGUCACUGUUGUGGGAUGUUUGAACCUGAAGGACAAGGAAUGGAUAUCCAGGCAAGAUCCUUAUGUCUCCGUUGAAUAUGGAAGCGCCAGACACAGGACCAGGACAUGCACAGAUGGAGGCAAAAACCCGACGUUCCAGGAGAAAUUUGUCAUCUCCCUCAUUGAAGGUCUCCGAGAGUUGACUGUUACGGUUUGGAAUAGCAACACCGUCUCGGCCGAUGACUUCAUUGGCAAUGGAAGGAUUCAACUUCAGAAGGUGCUUUCUCAAAGCUACGAUGACAGUUCCUGGACCAUUCAGGACAAAUGUGGCAGGUACGCUGGAGAAGUCAGGCUCAUAUUGCACUACUCGUAUGGAAACGCCAAUCAACCAGGGAAGAGCAAAAUUCAGACACCAGCCCACUCAUACGCGACCCCGACAGCUCCGCAUUACCCGGCUUACCCCGCCACAACCACAUACGCACCUCCGGGAAAAUCAUUUGCCCCGGCUUAUCCAUCGGGCCCUGCCUACCCUCCAUCUACGUACUCUACAUACCCUGCUGUCACGGCAGCUUAUCCACCCCCACCACCGGCAGCAGCAGCCUAUCCUCCUCCUCCUCCUCCAGCUGGAUAUCCAGCCUGCCCUCCGCCCGCUUAUCCUCUGCAGUACCCGCCUCCGCCUCAUUCUUCAGUGUACCCACCAGCUCCGCUGGCCGGAAUUUACCCGCCUCCACCGUAUUGAUUAGCCGUCGACAUUCUCGCAAAUUGUUGGAAUUAUUUUACAAAGGAAAAGGUGCAAUCAUAUUCUUGUCUUGAAGAACAUCACGCCUUUUUGUAAUUUGUAAUUUUCUUUCUCUAAUUCCUGAUUCUGCCCAUCACUAAAUAAAUUAGCAGAAUUUAAUA